ACCCGCGGAGCCUCUCAUCUUUCCUGGCCACAGGGUCGAUGGUUCCCCAGAGUCCCAGCUAAGUCUGUGGUGGCCCUGAAAACACCCAUCAAGGUGGAGCUGGUGGCUGGGAAAAUCUACAGGUGGUGUGUGUGUGGCCGCAGUAAGAAGCAGCCCUUCUGUGACGGCUCGCACUUCUUCCAAGGCACUGGCUUGUCCCCACUCAAGUUCAAGGCCCAGGAGACGCGCACGGUGGCACUCUGUACCUGCAAGGCCACCCAGAAACCCCCAUACUGCGAUGGCACCCACAGGAGUGAGCGGGUACAGAAGGCAGAAGUGGGUUCCCCGCUCUGAGGGGGCGGCUGCUACCCAGCCCCGGGUGGCUUGAUGCCAGGCCUCUCUGAUAGACAACCCCUGUGUGGGGAAGGAAACUGAGUCCCCGGGCUCAAGAAGUAACCAUCCAGAGACCCCAGUGCCACAGCCGCUUAUGAAGCUGUUCCCUGCCACCUGAGAUCUCCGGUCCAGAGCACGGAGAGUGGGCCCUGGGUCACCAUCUGCGGGUGGACAGGAUGGUAUUAAACAAGCAUGCCCACCCAGAA
Messenger RNA from Carlito syrichta (Philippine tarsier), 578 nucleotides. RefSeq names its product CDGSH iron sulfur domain 3 (gene CISD3). The transcript is spliced from 3 exons. Gene Ontology annotation, cellular component: intracellular membrane-bounded organelle. NCBI's taxonomy places the organism in Eukaryota, Metazoa, Chordata, Mammalia, Primates, Tarsiidae. The annotation marks the transcript as partial. Gene Ontology annotation, molecular function: 2 iron, 2 sulfur cluster binding. The record is from RefSeq and is a predicted model, not a curated record.